AUGCUUUGCCCAACUGGGAGUCCAUUGUGCCAAUAUAUUGAUGAAUGUGAUAGUUUACCAUGUCAAAAUAAUGGUAUUUGCCAAGAUCUAGUCAAUGGAUAUGAUUGCAUUUGCAUUUCUGGGUUCAUUGGCAAUAAUUGUGAGACAGACGUAGAUGAAUGUGCCAGCACACCCUGUCAAAAUGGAGCAGCCUGUGUGGAUGAUAUUAAUAGUUACAGGUGUACAUGUCUACCGGGCUUCGAGGGGUUUACCUGUGACAUAGACAUAGAUGAGUGUGCAAGCAGCCCUUGCCAGAAUGGUGGAGUGUGCAGUGAUCUAACUGGUGUCUACACAUGUACCUGUCAAGAUGGUUUCACAGGAGCAAAUUGUGGAACGAUCUUAACUGAUGACUCUGUCCCCGACCUUUUUUCGUCAUCCGAAAGUUUCAUUAUUCAGAUCCCUGGAUUUGGAAGUUGUGCCAGUAAUCCGUGUCAAAAUGGCGGAGAAUGCGAGGAAGAGAAUGACGCAUAUUCAUGCAUAUGUCCCGAAGGCUUCCUGAGCUUAAACUGUGAUAUAAUUGACCUCUGCUUGGAUAAUCCUUGCAAAAAUGGAGGUAUAUGCAACAUGGAUGGAAGCACAUUUGGUUGCACCUGCACAGGUGGAUUUACAGGUGACACCUGUGAUGAAGAUAUUGAUGAAUGUGUGAGCAAUCCAUGCAGCAAUGGAGCCUGUAGAGACAUUGUUAAUGCAUUUGCAUGUGAUUGUCAUGAAGGCUUUACAGGACCAAUGUGCAAUAUCAAUAUCAACGAAUGUGAAAGUUCCCCAUGUUUAAAUAAUGGUGAAUGUCAGGAUUUGACUGGAAGUUAUAAUUGCAUUUGCAAAGAUGAUUAUCGAGGUGAGAACUGUGAGGAACCUCCUUUUUGCAUUGAUGAUCCUUGUAAAAAUGAAUCUCCAUGCAUAAACCAGGCCAAUGAUUAUGAAUGUCUUUGUAGUGGAGGGUUCACAGGAAAAAACUGCAGCAUAAACAUCAAUGAAUGCGAAAGUGCUCCCUGCCUCAAUAACGCUGUUUGUAUUGAUCAUGUCGACCAUUACAAUUGUAACUGCGCCUCUGGAUUUGCAGGAGAAUUUUGCGAGAAUGACAUCGAUGAGUGUUUGGAAGAUCCUUGCUUGAAUAAUUCAACAUGUCAAAAUUCUGUUGGUCAUUUUGAAUGUUUAUGUGUUCUAGGCUUUGUAGGGCACUAUUGUGAAACUAACAUAGAUGAUUGCAUAGAUUCACAUUGCGAAAAUGACGCAAAAUGCAUCGACCUAAUUAAUGAUUACCACUGCGAAUGCCCAUCAGGCUGGACAGGGGAUGUUUGCAAUGUUGAAGUUAAUGAAUGCGAUAGUCAUCCAUGCUUUAAUAAUGCUACGUGUGUUGAUGUUUUCAAUGGAUACAAUUGUACGUGUAUAGAUGGGUUUGUUGGAUCCAACUGUGAGAUCGAUUAUAACGAAUGUAAUUUAAAUCCGUGUCAAAACAACGCAACAUGUCGAGACGGUGUCAAUUAUUUUAUUUGUGAUUGCUUGCCGGGUUUCAUCGGUUCAGACUGCGGAACCAAUAUUGAUGAAUGCGAAAGUAAUCCUUGCUUCAAUAAUGCCACAUGUAUUGACGGAAUAAACAACUACCUUUGUGAGUGUUUGGAGGGGUUUGUUGGAAUCCGUUGCGAGCAGGAUUUUGACGACUGUGCAAGUGAUCUUUGUCAGAAUAACGCCACGUGUGUUGACCUCAUUGAUAACUUCCGUUGCAAAUGUGCUGCAGGCUAUUCAGGAAAUCAUUGUGAACAGGAUAUCAACGAGUGUGAAAGUAACCCCUGUCAGAAUAAUGGAACAUGCAAUGACUUACUUAAUAGAUUUGGGUGUGCAUGUUUACCAGGUGUUACGGGUACAAUGUGUGAGAUUGAUAUAAACGAAUGCACCAGUUUGCCAUGCAUGAACGGCGCGGAGUGUGUUGAUAUGCGUGAUGAGUACACUUGCUUAUGUUUGCCAGGAUUUGAAGGCAGCAACUGUGAAGUGAACAUUGAUGAAUGUCAAAGUUUACCGUGUAUGAAUGAUGGCGUGUGCCACGAUUUACAAAACUCUUUUAGUUGUAGUUGCUUGGAUGGCUUUGGCGGAUUCUUAUGUGAAACAGUAAUAGAUGUUGAUGAGUGCGAGAGUGCUCCUUGCAGGAAUAAUGCAACAUGUACAGAUUUAGAAAACGAAUAUGCAUGUGUCUGCCUACCAGGUUUCAGCGGUCAGGACUGUGAUGUUGAUGUAGAUGAAUGCAAGAGUAAUCCGUGUCAGAAUAACGGCACAUGUCACAAUGAGAUCAAUGCAUACUGGUGUACAUGUUUGCAAGGUUUUGUUGGAGAAGCAUGUGAAGUGAAUAUUAAUGAAUGCGAGAGUAUCCCAUGCCUUCAUGGGGCCACCUGUAUAGAUGAUGUCAAUGGUUACACCUGUAUAUGUGGUUCUGGCUACAAUGGCACAAAUUGUGAAGAGGAUAUAAAUGAGUGUGCAGGAAAUCCCUGUCUGAAUAAUGGAACAUGCGAAGAUCUGAUUGGUGCUUAUAAUUGCUUGUGUAGUUUAGGGUAUAGCGGUGAUUUUUGCGAAAUGGAGGUUAAUGAAUGUGAGAGCGCACCAUGCCAAAAUGGAGCUGAUUGCAUCGAUGGUCUGAUGAGCUAUGAAUGCAUCUGUGUUGCAGGAUUUAUUGGUUCGUCAUGCGAGAUUGAUGUGAAUGAGUGCGAGAGUGAUCCCUGUCUAAAUAAUGGUACAUGCCUAGAUAAUCACAAUGCCUAUCAGUGCCUAUGUGUUGAGGGAUUUGUAGGCCCCACUUGCAGUGAAGAUGUUAAUGAAUGUAGAAGUGCACCUUGCAUGAAUGGUGCUGUCUGCCUUGACCAGGUCAAUCAGUACACUUGUGAAUGUGCACCUGGAUACAGUGGUGUGAAUUGUGAGGUGAAUAUCAAUGAAUGUGCUAGCAGCCCUUGUAGACGUAAUUCAACGUGUGUAGAUAACGUGAAUGGAUUUGAGUGCAUCUGUGAGGCAGGGUACAAUGGAACCACUUGUGAUGUAAACAUAGAUGAAUGUAGAAGUCAACCAUGUCAGAAUAAUGCAUCAUGUAUUGACUUCAUUAAUAUAUAUGAGUGCAUUUGCAUUAAAGGUUUUACAGGUGUCAAUUGUGAAGUUGAUAUUGAUGACUGUGUGCCUUUUCCCUGCUUGAAUAAUGGAACAUGCCUAGAUGCUGUAAACAACUAUUCCUGUGUGUGUUUUGAUGGUUAUGAGGGUUUUGACUGUGAAGUGGAGAUAGAUGAAUGUCUCUUAUCACCCUGCAUGAAUAAUGGAACAUGCCUAGAUGCUGUGAACAAUUAUUCCUGUGUGUGUCUUGACGGUUAUGAGGGUUUUGACUGUGAAGUGGAGAUAGAUGAAUGUCUCUUGUCACCCUGCAUGAAUAAUGGAACAUGCCUAGAUGUUGUGAACAACUAUUUCUGUGUGUGUCUUGACGGUUACGAGGGGUAUGACUGUGAAGUGGAGAUAGAUGAGUGUCUCUCAUCACCCUGUAUGAAUAAUGGGACAUGCCUAGAUGCUGUGAACAACUAUUCCUGUGUGUGUCCUGAUGGUUAUGUGGGUUUUGACUGUGAAGUGGAGAUAGAUGAAUGUCUCUUAUCACCCUGCAUGAAUAAUGGAACAUGCCUAGAUGCUGUCAACAGCUAUUCCUGUGUGUGUCUUGACGGUUACGAGGGGUAUGACUGUGAACUGGAUAUAGAUGAAUGUCUCUUAUCACCCUGCAUGAAUAAUGGAACAUGUCUAGAUGCUGUCAACAAUUAUUCCUGUGUGUGUCUUGAUGGUUUUGAGGGUUUUGACUGUGAAGUGGAGGUAGAUGAAUGUCUCUUGUCACCCUGCAUGAAUAAUGGAACAUGCCUAGAUGCUGUGAACAACUAUUUUUGUAUAUGUCCUGAAGGUUUUGAGGGGUAUGACUGUGAAGUGGAGCAAGAUGAAUGCCUUUCAUCACCCUGUCUAAAUAAUGGAACAUGCCAUAAUGAAAUAAAUUAUUAUAAUUGUUUGUGUGCCCCAGGAUUUGAAGGAGAAACAUGUGAGAUUGACAUCAAUGAGUGUGAGAUCGACCUUUGUAAGAAUAAUGCAACAUGUGUGGAUCUCGUGAAUAGUUAUGCUUGCUCAUGUGAGGAUGGUUAUGUAGGAGAGAGAUGUGAACUUGAAGUGGAUGAAUGCAGUAGUAGUCCUUGCAAGAAUGGUGGCUUGUGUGUUGAUAUAGUAAACAUGUUUACAUGCACAUGUCCAGUAGGGUUCACUGGCACCUUCUGUGAAAUCAACAUUGAUGAAUGCAGUAGUGAUCCUUGUCAAAAUGGAGGAUUCUGUGUUGAUCUCAUUAGCAGCUAUAGCUGUGACUGCAUCACCGGCUACACUGGAGAACACUGCCAAAUAUUUUUUGAUGUGUGCCGUAGCAGUCCAUGUAGGAAUGGCAGCCCGUGUAUCAAUGAUGGCUUUGGAGAAUUCACUUGCGCUUGUUUGUCAGGAUUCAGUGGAAUACAAUGCCAAGAGGAUGUCAAUGAGUGCUUAAGUGGUCCGUGUCAGAAUGGAGGAAUUUGCCAUGAUCUUAUCAAUGAAUACGAAUGCUCUUGCCCAGACACUUUCAGUGGUACAGAGUGUGAAAUGCAAAUUAUUGUUGUUCAAACAAACUUUUGCUUGAAUGUUGUCUGUCAAAAUGGAGGCACAUGUAUCAGUUUGGAUUCCGGGUUUAAUUGUAUAUGUUCCUCGGGCCAUCAAGGGUCACACUGUCAGGAGGAUGUGGAUGAGUGCAGAAGCAAUCCAUGCCAGAAUUCUGGCAUCUGCAUUGAUUUUGUAAACAGCUACAAGUGCACCUGUCCAGACUAUGCACAAGGUAAUAACUGUGAGUUUUUGCUGAACAGAUGCAAUAGUUCGCCGUGUUUAAACGGUGCAUCCUGCUUGGACAUACCCGAUGCGUUUAUUUGCGUAUGUGCUCAAGGAUUUGAGGGUGAUCUUUGUGAUAUUGAUGUCAAUGAAUGUGCCAGCAGUCCUUGUCAAAAUGGAGUGUGUUUGAAUUUGGAAAAUCGGUAUGUAUGUGACUGUACAGCUGGAUACGAAGGCUUCCAGUGUGGAAUCAACAUCAAUGAAUGUUCAAGUAAUCCAUGCUUGAAUGGAGCCACAUGUCUGGAUAAUAUCAACAGUUUCUUUUGCACAUGUCCCAUUGGAGUUCAGGGAACACUUUGUGAUGAAGACAUAGACGAGUGCCUGUUUGACCCCUGCCAUAAUGAUGGUGUUUGUACAAAUGUAAUGAAAGGAUAUGAAUGCGAAUGUAUCCAUGGAUUCAAGGGUUUUGACUGCUCGAUAAUUGAUUUUUGUUUUGAUUUUUGUCAAAAUGGUGGUCGAUGCAUUGAUGAUAUUGUUAGCGGUACUUCGUGUAGCUGUCAGCUGGGAUUUGAAGGUCAACAGUGUGAGAUUAACACCCAUGAAUGCGACAGUAAUCCUUGUGUGAAUGGUGCCACCUGCCUUGAUCACAUCAAUCAUUACUCAUGCACCUGUCUACCUGGAUAUGCAGGUGUCAAUUGUGAAAUAGUGUCGGAUAUUAAUGAGUGUGCAAGUGCUCCUUGCUCUAAUGGGGCUGCCUGUAUCAACCUGAUUGACAGAUUCCUGUGUGAGUGCAGUGCUGGCUAUACGGGUGUAUUCUGUGAAAUCGAUAUCAAUGAGUGUAGUAGCAGCCCAUGUAAGAAUGGUGGAACAUGUGAGGAUAGAAUUAAUUCCUAUGUCUGUAAUUGCAACCAAGACUAUAGAGACCCAACCUGCUCAGUUGCAUCUUCAGUACCAAUAACAUUUGGAGAGAUUACACCUUCCAGCAUCGAGUUCAUCUGGUUUGAUUCCUCAUCUGACGUUGCAUAUUACAGCUUAGAGGUUACCGCAGAAGAUGGUUCUGUUCAAACCGUGCUCAUCCCUUUCACGUCCACAAGUCAUGUUGUUGAGAAUCUUCAGUCGGGAGCACUCUACGACUUCGUUUUUUCAGUUAUCAAUAAUUACGGAAAAUUCCAAAUAGCGGAGUUUUCACAAAAUACUGUUGUUGAUAUCUCCAUAUGUGACAGUACUCCAUGUCAGAAUGGCGGACGUUGUAUUGAGGAUUUGAAUGGCUAUAACUGUGCUUGCUUAGAUGGGUAUCAGGGAAUCAAUUGUUCACAAUUGAUUUUAACUGUCUCAGAUGUGACAGCCUCAUCUAUCACCUUUACCUGGCCAGUGGCAUCCUCCGAAAAAGAGGGUUAUAUUAUCACCUUGAAGGAUGCGUCCGGUGGAGUUUUUUCAAAAAGCUACUUUGUUCCUAUAAGUCACAUAAAGGGGAGUCAUUAUGAGUUAACGUUUAACAAUCUGGAUCCUAAUGGUGAUUAUACGGCCAAUGUCAUGCUUCGCACCAGUGGAGAGGAAGGAUCCAUAAUAAAAGUUAGAACAACAGCUCCGUGCAGCAGUUCACCAUGUAAAAAUCAAGCUGUUUGCCAAGAUUCAGUCUCUGGAUUCCUCUGCGUCUGUUGGCCAGGAUGGUAUGGAACAUUUUGCGAAAGAGAGGUUGUCAAUCUACCAUGUAGUAGCUCUCCAUGUCAAAAUGGAGCAACAUGUGUGAAUAAUGGAGUUGAUUUCACUUGUACUUGUCCAGUGAACUUUUUAGGAACACUUUGCUCGCAGCCAUUAAUAUUGUCAGCCUGCGACAGCAACCCUUGUCAGAAUGGAGCAAAUUGUUACAAUUUUAAUUUAGGUUUUUACUGUCAAUGCCAGUCUGGUUGGCAAGGAACUACCUGCACUCUAAGGAUUUCUACUACACUCUGUGAUAAUAGGCCUUGUCAGAAUGGUGGCACUUGCUCUAGCAUUGGCAACACUAUUCUAUGUUCCUGUCCAUCUGGAUGGGAAGGAACUCUCUGUGACACUGACAUCAAUGAGUGCAUUUCCCAACCGUGCCUUAAUGGUGGCACCUGUACAAACAAUAUUGAUGCAUUUCGAUGUCUCUGCCCUGUAGGGUUUAGUGGUUUUACAUGUGGAGUACAACUGACUUGUUUCUCUAAUCCUUGCAUGAAUGGAGGAACAUGCAUUGAGUUGUCAGGGGCAUAUAGUUGUCAAUGUAUAGUUGGAUAUGAAGGAACUAACUGUCAGUCCAGUCUCUGUACUGACACUUUAUGCAUGAAUGGUGGAACUUGUGUUAUUCAAGCCAAUGUCGCAGUUUGUUUAUGCCUUCCAGAAUUCACAGGAACACUUUGUGAAGUGAACAUCAAUCCGUGCAUGUCACAGCCAUGUCAGAAUGGUGGAAUUUGUUUUGAUAGGGUCGUCUCCUUCUUCUGCCAAUGUCCAGAUGGCUUCAGUGGUUCCACAUGUCAGCUAACUGAUUGGUGUGCUAACAAUCCGUGCCUUAAUGGUGGUACAUGCUACAGAAGUGGAAACUUUUACAAGUGUAUCUGUCAAGUGGGUUAUCAGGGCCAGACAUGUGCAGAGAUAACUAUGGACUGCCGUAAUAAUCCUUGCUUAAAUGGAGGAACCUGCACUACAACAUCUGGAUCUGUGUCAUGUCGUUGUCUUUCUGGAUUCUCUGGCACAUUAUGUGAAGUUGUGGCAAGUAGAUGUGGAAGUAGUCCUUGCCAAAAUGGAGGGCAGUGUACGGAGUUGAUAUCAGGCUAUCUGUGUUCUUGUCCAUCGGGAUAUUCUGGUGUGAACUGUCAAAUAAAUGAAGGUUGUACUCUCAACACCUGCCAAAAUGGUGGAACUUGCACCAUAUCAUCUGGAUCUGUGUCAUGUCGUUGUCUUUCUGGUUAUUCUGGUACAUAUUGUGAGGCAGUAAGUAGUGCCUGCAUCAGCUCCCCAUGCUUUAAUGGUGCCCUCUGCAUCACCACCAAUACUGGUUUCACCUGCCAGUGCUCUGUUGGAUUCUCUGGCACAUUAUGUGAAGUUGUGGCAAGUAGAUGUGGAAGUAGUCCUUGCCAAAAUGGAGGGCAGUGUACAGAGUUGAUAACAGGCUAUCUGUGUUCCUGUCCAUCGGGAUAUUCUGGUGUGAACUGUCAAAUAAUUGAAGGUUGUACUGUAAACACCUGCCAAAAUGGUGGAACUUGCACCCAGCUAACAUCUGGCUUCUUGUGCACCUGUCUCGCACAUUUUGCUGGAACAAACUGCGAAGUGCCUGUCAACUAUAACUAUUGUAAUAAUAUCCCUUGCAAUAAUGGAGCUGCUUGCAGGAACGAUAUGUUUGACCCCAAAGGUUAUGUGUGUGAUUGUACUACUGGCUUUACUGGUGAGACAUGUGCAACCCAGAUAAAUGGCAACUCAGUUAACUCAGUUUCAUUGAUGGAUGAAUGCUCUAGUAGCCCAUGCCAGAAUGGCGGAACUUGUCAGGAUGUCAUCAAUGGUUACGUCUGCCAGUGUCCGUCAGGUUUUACAGGGUACAAUUGUCAAAGUCAACUUCUAUUCGUUGGCAAGAGAUCUGCCCUGAUGACAGACAACAAACAAAUGAGGGCGCCUUACAGUGAUCCAAGGGAAAAAAUCGGUUCAUAUUUACUAAUAUUUAUAGCAUUAAUCUUAACAUGCACUGUUUUGUAUUCAAUCAUUGUUUGGUCAAAAUAAGAUUUGAUGUUUAUGCUUUUAUAUAGUAUACACCCAUUGUCAGUUUAUGGGCAAGUGAAACAAAUGCUGUUUGGUUAGUAUUUAAGAUGAAUAUUGUGUCAGAUUUUUCUUAAAAUUUAUACUAAGCACAAAAAAGCUGGAAUAUCUGACACAUAUAACAGGCCGUAAGUGGUUUGGGCCCCAUGUUGAAUGCCCCUAUUUAGUCAUGAUGUGUCUGUAUAUGGUCAUGAUGUGAUGUCAUUUUGACCAUAUUUAGGCAUGUCACAUGUCACAUGUCAAAUAAUGCACCUUGUCAGAUUACUGUCAGGUAAAACAAAUGCUGAUUGGUUAGUGAUUCGAAUGAAUAAUGGUGAUUUUUCUGUGUUUAAUUUAUAUUAAGCAGAGGUUAACAACUUACAUACAUUCUGACACACUUGAGGUCAGGUCUAAAGUGAAUUGAGACUGCUAUAUUAAUUUCAGUAUGUUAUUUAUUAACUUACUGUAUGUUAUUCAGUACCUUGGGAAACCAUGGCCUAAUGUGAAAAUCCAAGAUAGUAUAUCAGCUUACAAAUUGGAAAAUUUGUUUUUCAGAGAAGAAUUAUUUGUAAUAUUUAUAUAAAUAGUGGAGGUGCUUCUCCAUAUGAAGUUGUUGCAUUUUGUAGGACCUUAGCAGUAAUAUUCAGUCGUGGAUGAAAGGCUGAAAGGUUCAUUAUGGACUUAGUGUUUGUGCUGGUUCCGCUCUGCCUAUGGACACAGUGCUUGUUCUGGUUCCGCUCUGCCUAACAUGUUAAUUCUUAUUUUGUUAUUGUAUUAUAAGGCAGAUAAAUGAAUAAAGAAAGAAAGAAAGAAAGCCAGACCAAUACUUCAUCUUUUAAUAGACAUCUUUUUAAAAACUCAGCAAUUUCAAUGGCCCGUUUAGAGUAAUUUUGUAUGUCAACAAUUAAGUAAUGUACAUUCUACUGUCGUAUUUCAAUAGUUGUAUUAAAAUAUUUGAAAUAAUUCCAAUGUA
This is a messenger RNA of Anneissia japonica, 9592 nucleotides long. Its product is annotated as neurogenic locus notch homolog protein 1-like. Gene Ontology annotation, biological process: Notch signaling pathway. The record is from RefSeq and is a predicted model, not a curated record. Gene Ontology annotation, molecular function: Notch binding; calcium ion binding. NCBI's taxonomy places the organism in Eukaryota, Metazoa, Echinodermata, Crinoidea, Comatulida, Comatulidae.